AUGGUCGCCGGAGUGGGCCGCUCCGUGCCUCACCGCGGUCCGCACACGGCCGACGCUUCCCGCGCUCCCCCAACUCCACUCGCGGGCGCACCCGCGCCCCGCCUUGCCGCCAGACCACGUCCACCCCGCGGCUGCUUGCCUGCCUAUCGCCCCGCUCCGCUGCUCUACUUCUCUGCCGCCCGCGCCAUCGCCCCGCCUCGCCUCGCGCCACAGCCGCUCAUCGCCCGCUCGACCGUGGCCUACUUCCCCUCCGCCGGGCCCGCCUCCGUUGACGCCUGCAGGCCCGCGUGCCCACGCGCCGCUGCCAGCCUCCGCCUGCCCCUGCUCUCUCGCCGGCCAUGCUGGGCAUGCCCGCCGGCGCCUCCGCACGCGCGCGUGCAGCCGCGGCUGGCCAGGGCCAGCGCCCAGUCGGGCCGGCACCCGCACCCGUUAAGCCGCCCGCCCCAUUGGCGCUGGGCCACUUACAGGUGGGCUAGCCCUGUUAAAAAAGAUAUAAAAAAGAAUUAA
Molecule: messenger RNA, 507 nt
Organism: Aegilops tauschii subsp. strangulata
Lineage: Eukaryota; Viridiplantae; Streptophyta; Magnoliopsida; Poales; Poaceae
Source: RefSeq, a predicted model, not a curated record